GUGCUGGGAAUCCAAAUUGCAAACUUGCGAUUGUAAUGGGCAAAACCAAAAACUCCUCGACAUCCAGGUACAAGCAGCACAGCAUGGUUAUUGUUCCCAUGGACACUCCAGGGCUGGAGCUGAUAAGACCCCUCUCAGUAUUUGGCUACCUGGAUGAGCUCCAUGGAGGACACUUUGAGAUACACUUCAACAAUGUGCGAGUACCUGUCUCCAAUAUAAUACUGGGCGAGGGCCGGGGGUUUGAGAUCGCUCAGGGUCGGCUCGGGCCCGGCCGUAUCCAUCACUGCAUGAGGUGCCUCGGGGUGGCUGAAACCGCUUUGCAGAUCCUGUGCCAGCGGGCGGCACAGAGAGAGACUUUCGGGAAGAAGCUGUAUCACCACGAAGUUGUUGCCCACUGGAUCGCCGAGUGCCGCCUCAGCAUCGAACAGGCUCGGCUGCUCACGCUGAAAGCAGCCAGCAUCAUCGACAGGUUGGGCAACAGAAAAGCAAGAAAAGAG
Molecule: messenger RNA, 497 nt
Organism: Apaloderma vittatum (bar-tailed trogon)
Lineage: Eukaryota; Metazoa; Chordata; Aves; Trogoniformes; Trogonidae
Product: acyl-CoA dehydrogenase family member 11-like
Exons: 5
Cellular component (GO): mitochondrion
Molecular function (GO): oxidoreductase activity, acting on the CH-CH group of donors
Source: RefSeq, a predicted model, not a curated record